AUGUCCCAGACCCAAGCAGCGAAGGUCCGAGUGACUCUCUUCUGCAUCCUGGUGGGCACGGUGCUGGCCACGGUGGCCGUGGUGACGGACCACUGGGCCGUGCUAAGCCCUCACCUGGAGCAGCACAAUGUCACCUGUGAGGCAGCCCACUUCGGCCUCUGGAGGAUUUGCACCACGCGUGUCGCCGUGGACACCCUGGAGGACAAGAGCUGUGGCCACGCCAUGCUGUCACGGGAGAAGAACUGCUCCUACUUCCGGCAUUUCAACCCAGGCGAGAGCUCGGAGAUCUUCGAAUUCACCACCCAGAGGGUAUUGUCAUCUGCCACACUGUGCCAGCAAAGGAUGCCCAUGGAGACAUGUGUCUUUGCACUCUUCUUACGAUGCGUUGAGAUCCAGUACACUUACGUGUUCCUGGAAAGCCUGCUCUCUAAGAUGUAG
Molecule: messenger RNA, 438 nt
Organism: Dipodomys ordii (Ord's kangaroo rat)
Lineage: Eukaryota; Metazoa; Chordata; Mammalia; Rodentia; Heteromyidae
Gene: Cacng1
Product: calcium channel, voltage-dependent, gamma subunit 1
Exons: 3
Coding region: 1-438 (145 amino acids)
Biological process (GO): regulation of calcium ion transmembrane transport via high voltage-gated calcium channel
Cellular component (GO): L-type voltage-gated calcium channel complex; membrane
Molecular function (GO): calcium channel regulator activity
Source: RefSeq, a predicted model, not a curated record